GAGAAGACUGGAUGAACCUUAUUCCUUUUGUUCUCAUCGUAAUGUUCAUGGUCUAUUCUGUGGGGAAAACAAUCCUCUCUCGGAGAAAGACUGUACCGAAGCCAAAGGUGAAUCAAUCAAUUCAGAAGGAAGACUCCAAGGUUGUAACUCAGAUGGACAUUGAAGACAUUGGAGACAAGAUGGCUUUUUGCCGUUGCUGGAGAUCAAAGAAGUUCCCCUUGUGUGAUGGGUCUCACAACCAGCAUAAUUCAGCCGCUCGGGACAACGUUGGCCCACUCCUGCUGCUCCGCAAUGCUGAUGACAAGUAGGGGAGUCAAGCCGUCAUCUCCCACAAUCUGGUCCCUCACCUGUACCAUUCCUCUUUCAGACACAGAGGAACUAUUAGCCAUAAUGUUGGACUUGGUUGUGUUGAGCUUCAUGUAUUUCAUAUACUCAGUGAUGCAUGCAGAUGUAGAUUCUACAUGGUUGGGUUGUUUUCGGUUGUUUGUUUGUUUUUGUUUUUUUCUCAAAAUGUUUGUAAGAAGAAGUGAGCAUUAACAUCAGGUGACUUGAAUUUGAAGAUGAAAGAUCUUAUGUUUAUGUUUGUAAACAGUAUGUUAGACCUGCAUGUUUACCGACAAUCGUCUGAAAUCCGACAAUCGCGACGCG
Molecule: messenger RNA, 648 nt
Organism: Aplysia californica (California sea hare)
Lineage: Eukaryota; Metazoa; Mollusca; Gastropoda; Aplysiida; Aplysiidae
Product: CDGSH iron-sulfur domain-containing protein 2
Biological process (GO): regulation of autophagy
Cellular component (GO): intracellular membrane-bounded organelle; mitochondrial outer membrane
Molecular function (GO): 2 iron, 2 sulfur cluster binding
Source: RefSeq, a predicted model, not a curated record